Messenger RNA from Plasmodium vivax (malaria parasite P. vivax), 573 nucleotides. RefSeq names its product vacuolar sorting protein SNF7, putative. NCBI's taxonomy places the organism in Eukaryota, Apicomplexa, Aconoidasida, Haemosporida, Plasmodiidae. Bases 1 to 573 code for a protein of 190 amino acids. Gene Ontology annotation, biological process: vesicle budding from membrane; late endosome to vacuole transport via multivesicular body sorting pathway. Gene Ontology annotation, cellular component: multivesicular body; cytoplasmic side of plasma membrane; ESCRT III complex. The record is from RefSeq and is a predicted model, not a curated record. The transcript is spliced from 6 exons.
AUGAGAUUUUGGUUUGGUAAAAAGAAAAACAGUUCCGAAUGCAUCGACAAUAAAAAAAAGAACAAUGACGAAAUAUACAAAGCCAUCUUGAAAAAUAGAGAGGCGAUAGAUGCUCUCGAAAAGAAGCAGGUGCAGGUGGAGAAGAAAAUUAAGCAACUCGAAAUAGAGGCGAAACAAAAAGUGGAGCAAAACCAAAUGAGCAAUGCCAAAAUUUUAUUAAAGAGGAAAAAAUUGUACGAACAGGAAAUAGAGAACAUUCUGAAUAAUCGCCUGACCCUGGAAGACAACAUGAUCAACCUGGAGAACAUGCAUUUGCACAAAAUCGCCGUUAACGCCUUGUCUUAUGCAGCCAACACGCACAAAAAGCUGAACAACGAAAUAAAUACGCAGAAGGUGGAGAAAAUUAUCGACACGAUUCAAGAAAAUAAGGACAUCCAGGAGGAGAUAAACCAGGCCCUCACCUUCAACCUGCUAAAUAAUGUGGACGAUGACGAAAUUGACAAGGAGCUGGACCUACUGAAGGAACAAACCAUGGAGGAAAAACUUAUAUUUUUUUUGAUUGUUCAAAUUUAG